UGCUGUAUUAAACUAGUUCGUGACCGUAUAUCGCGGUGUUGUACGUAUGAUCAGGUAUUGUGUGAAAAAAACACGCAUUAAUUACUGAUUAAUGACUGAAAUCACAAAAAAAUUGACUUACAGUGGGUAGAACGUGGACAUUAGAUUAACAUUUUAUCAUUUUUAUUAAAAAUCAUUUAUGAUAAUCGUGAAAAAUAUGUAAAAAAGUUGUGACUCCCGAAUCUUAAAAUCAUAUUAGAUAUUUAUCGAAAAUAAUGGUUUUGUAGUUGGCAAAUAGUACAAUAAAGUAUACUGAGUGAUUACUAGGUGUUGUUAAGUGAAUUUGUCUACGAAAAAAUAGCGGAAUAUUCAAUUUUUUCUUUAUGUAACAGAAUGAAGUAGCCGACAUUUUCGCAAGUCCGCCAACCAGGGCUGGACGUCGCCUCUACCAACGUCCGCCAUGGGUUUAACGAGGCACAUUCUCCUUCUUUUGUUAGCUGCUUUUUCCUACUACCAUCACCGGAUUAAUGCUGAACAAGUUGUUGUUUUGGACACGACGGGUGAGGCCUCACUCGAUUGGACGCGGUACCCAUAUGGACCCCAGGCAAACACUCCAGGGUGGGUAGAGGAAUCUUUCACGAAUUUCCAAAAAGGCAUCAAUUGGAGAUCAUAUGUCGUAUGCGAUGUGGCUUACAACAACGUUAACAACUGGUUGUGGACGCCGUUUAUAGACAGGAAUGUGUCUAACCGAAUGUACAUUGAAAUUAAAUUCACUAUAAGGGAUUGCAGUCUUUUUCCUGGAAAUGCAUUGUCCUGUAAAGAAACUUUCAGUUUGCUUUAUUAUGAAUUUGAUGCAGUUACUAGAGAACCGCCUCCGUGGGACGCCGAAAGAUAUAAAUUGAUAAGUCGGAUUGCUGCCGGAGAAGGAAGAUUUAAUUCAAAUAGUGAAGUUAAUAUUAAUACUGAAGUAAAAAGUAUCCCUGUGACAAAAAAAGGUGUUUAUUUCGCUUUUAGAGACCAAGGGGCAUGCAUCUCUUUAUUAGCUAUAAAGAUUUACUAUAUUGUUUGUCCGGAGAUGACGGUAAAUUUCGCCAGAUUUCCAUCUACUCCUACUGGUAAGGAGAUUACACUUAUAGAGCAAGCGACUGGAACUUGUGUAAGCAACGCUGAAAUAGUAGGUGGUACUCCCACUUAUUUAUGUAAAGGGGAUGGUAAAUGGACAUUGCCCACUGGGGGAUGUAAAUGUAAAGCUGGUUUCCAACCUGAUAUGGAUAAACAAACCUGUAAUGUGUGUCAACAAGAAACUUACAAGGCUGAAACUGGUGAUGGUCCAUGUCUUCCAUGUCCACCGUUUUCACAAGGACCAGAUUAUGCUUUAACGGAAUGCAGAUGCAUUUCAGGAUAUUUUCGAGCGCCGACUGAUCCUAAAAAUAUGUCUUGUACACAACCACCGUCUGCACCACAGAAUCUAACAGUUAGCUUCGUCGAUCAAUCUACAGUUAUCUUAAGUUGGUUACCUCCAGAAAAUCUCGGCGGAAGACUAGACACUGUAUACAGAAUAAAAUGCGAUGCCUGCAGUUUAGGUUUGGUCCAGUAUAAUCCAAGUAUGGAAAACUUCAACGAAACCCGCAUCACUAUCAGCGGUCUCAACGCGGUAACCACAUACCGCUUUCAAAUUUUCGCAGAAAACGGGGUGUCACAUAUGGCUGUGAGGGAAUCUCCUGAAUAUGCCGAUAUUGUGGUCACCACGGAAGCAUCCGUUGCCAGUAGUAUUACCAAUAUCAGGGUAACUUCUGUUAAAAGUACAGAUAUUACAUUGGCUUGGGACGCUCCAACUUCCAGCGACGGUUCAGAUAUUGAAAAUGAUUUAGUAGAAGCAUAUGAAGUGCGUUGGUUUCAACGAAACGACAUUGACUACAGCAAUAACAGUUUGCUGACUUCUGAUUUAUCAGCUACUAUUACGGGUCUACAACAGAGAACUGAAUAUGGGCUGCAGGUUAGAGCUAAAACACAAAGAGGAUGGGGAGCAUACUCUCCUGUCAUAUUCAAAACUACAGGUCAAAUGCUGAAUCCAGCAUAUAUUGGUGACGAAGAAGGUCUAAGAUUGCAAUUGGUAGCUGGAGGAAUAGUAGCUGUUGUAGUAAUUCUGGUUGCAGUCAUAGUUUUGACGGUGGUUUUCCUCAGAUCUAGAUCUAACGAUGAAUGUAACAAAAAACAACCAAGCGAUUGUGAUACUUUGGAAUAUCGAAAUGGAGAAGUUCAUCAUAGUUUGGAUAAUCCUCCUAUAGUUGCCACGCAUACAAACGUGACGACGCCAUUGUUCACUGGAAUCAGUGGUUCAUCAAGAACUUACAUUGAUCCACAUACAUACGAAGAUCCCAAUCAGGCAGUACGGGAAUUUGCUAGAGAAAUAGAUGCUAGCUGCAUUACGAUUGAGGCAAUUAUAGGAGGAGGAGAGUUCGGAGACGUAUGUAGGGGCAAACUGAAAAUGAGCAAUGUAGAUAUCGACGUAGCCAUAAAAACUCUAAAGGCUGGUUCAUUGGACAAGUCUCGCAACGAUUUUCUUACAGAAGCUUCUAUAAUGGGACAGUUUGAACACCCAAACGUUAUAUUUUUACAAGGAGUUGUUACAAAAUCUAAUCCAGUCAUGAUCAUCACAGAAUAUAUGGAAAAUGGGUCACUUGAUACCUUCCUAAGGGCAAACGAUGGAAAGUUCCAAGUGAUUCAGCUAACAGGUAUGCUAAGAGGUAUUGCUUCGGGUAUGCAAUAUCUAAGUGAAAUGAACUACGUCCAUCGCGACUUAGCAGCGAGAAACGUAUUGGUAAAUUCGCAAUUAGUAUGUAAGAUAGCAGAUUUCGGCCUUAGUCGAGAAAUUGAAAGUGCCACAGAAGGAGCUUAUACUACUAGGGGAGGAAAAAUUCCCGUCCGGUGGACUGCUCCUGAAGCAAUUGCAUUUCGCAAAUUUACGUCUGCCAGUGACGUGUGGUCUAUGGGUAUAGUUUGUUGGGAAGUUAUGUCCUAUGGGGAGCGACCAUAUUGGAAUUGGUCGAAUCAAGAUGUAAUUAAGAGCAUUGAAAAGGGAUACAGAUUGCCAGCGCCAAUGGAUUGUCCAGAAGCUAUUUACCAAUUAAUGCUAGAUUGUUGGCAGAAGGAGAGGACACACAGGCCUACUUUUCAAUCGAUUGUAAAAACUUUAGAUAAAUUAAUUCGAGUCCCCGAUACCCUAAGGAAAAUUGCUCAGAACCGAUCCAAUAAUCCCUUAUCUGCCGAUGCCCCUGACCUCACAAACUUCACAUGCAUCGAAGAAUGGCUCAAUUCAAUAAAGAUGACACGUUAUUUCGAAAAUUUUCACUCUGGUGGUAUCAACACGAUGGAUGCCGUUGUUAAUCUUACAGUAAAAGAUUUGACAGAAUUAGGCAUCACUCUCGUAGGCCAUCAAAAAAAAAUCAUGAAUAGCGUCCAAAGUAUAAGGGCGCAAAUACGGGUGAAUGGCAAUGAAGGUUUUCUAGUUUAAUGGUUUUUAGAUUCGCUGGAACUGCUGAACGUACCAGAAAUUUUCGACGGUGAUAGAAAUUAUUAUAUUUUUUGAAUCACCUAAAUCAGCUUUAAUUUUAAAUCGAAAUAUUUGAAUAAACAUCUGCAAAUAAAAUGUUUAAAUUGUUACUCAGACAUCAUCGAAAAUUGAAGGUGUGGGUAAAGUGCGGGUUGAAGAUUGGACUAAGAAAAGACGUAUUAGUGAGUAAAAUCAGAACAGUUUAGAGAAAUACAUUGUGUCAAAGUAUCAUAGAACACCAAACAAUAUUUUGUGAAACCGAACCUUUUAAUAAGAGUGACUUUUUAUAAAUAUAUAUAGUAUCUAUAACUGGCAGCUUGGCUUUAUUUAUUCGAAUAUAAAUCAAAAGAGUAUAAAGUGUUUUUGACGAAAAACUCUAAUGCAUUUUUUACCUUUUUUAUGUUGAGAUUUCUUUUUAAUUGUGAUUUUGUUUUAAAUUGAUAAUGAGGGUUAAUGCAUAAUAGAAAAUUAUGAAAAAAUCGAAAAUACACAUUUAGUUAAUUCCAACAAUUUGUAUUUUUAAUUAUAUAAUUUAUAUUAAAUAAUAAAAUUUCAUUGUAUGGAAAACUAAAUACUCAAACUCAAAAUCUUGUAGGUUAAUGAAAAUAUGCUUUAACUUAGAACCAGAUUUUCGUACACUUUUCUUAUUGUAAAUUAAUAAAUUACUUUCAAAUUUAUAAUUUUCUCUUAUAUAUUGACUUAACCUGUACAUGGGGAUUACUUAAAAUCUUAUUUUUUUAUUUACUUUAUUGUAUAUUCUUUAUAUUACAUUAUUAUUUAUUAUUGCCAUAUACCUAUUUAUAAAUGAGUACUGCAAAAUGCAAAUAUGAUGAUUCCCUUCCUUUUGAUUAAAUAAAGGAUAAAACACCAAGAGAAAAUCUUUUAUAGCCAAAUAUAAUCAAAAUAAUGUUAUUUUUUCACAUAUCAAGUUAAAUGUUAUAAAAUAUUUAUUCAGCUUUCGUUUUAAAUUAAAGGAAAAUGCAAAAAUUACAAAGUACAAUGAUUUUUGUGACAAUUAUUUGAAAGAGUUUAGGAAAUAAUAGGACAGAUUGCAGUGAACGUAUUUUAAUGUCUUCCUAACCAGUAAUUAUAAAAAAUUAUACUAAAAGUUAAUUAUUAUUACUUUUCGUUAUUAAAAUUUUAGGGUUUAGGGACACGAAUGCAUAUGAUCCUUUCUACCCUGUACCACUGUUCAAUUGAAGGGUACCAAAAAGUUAUAUUUUGAACUUUUUACAAUGUUUUCUCAUAAUUUUUACUAUCAUUAUAUAAUAGAAUUAUUGAUAAAAAACAAAUCAAUCACACUUUUGAUUAAUGAAAACCAGGAUGAUGACUUUUUCAUCCAUGAGUAGAUACAGCUUAAUACUCAAUCUAUUUAUUAUUUGGUCCCUUCUUAAGUAUAUAUCAUUUGCUCAAAUAUGGUCAAAUAAAAGUAAAUUGUAGUCUUGUAAUAACGUCCAAACUAAUAAUUUGUACAAAAAUCCGCUUUAGAUUAUUUUCAAAUUUGGUAUUGAUAAUAUUUUCUGACAGAUUCCAUGGUUAAAUUUUUGUUAUUUAGAAUUUUCACGAAAGUCCAAAUAUGUUGCGUUGGUUUACUAAUUAUACAGGAUAUCCAGACAAUCUUCUGCUAAAUGCAAAAUCUAGAUCAUAGAUGAGGUUUGAUGUCCAUCUAAUCCAACUUACCAUCAUACAAAAAUUUCUCAUAAGGUUAUCUCAUAAAUCCUCUACCCAUAAACGGUUUUUUAUUGUCAUAAACGCUCAAUUUGAGAAGGGCAACAGGUUACGCCAAAUUUAAUAGAUUAAGUUUUCAUGUGAAAGAGUAUAAUAGUGAAUUCAUAUAUUAUCAUAUUUUUUCUUUAUAGUUUUUUAAUUUAUGAUAAAGUAUGUCAAGCAGAUACAUAAAAAAUUUCACCUUAUUCACCUAUUGCAUCUAGUUGAAAGUUUUUGACAACAAAAAAAACUCGUGCUAUAGCAAACAAUUUAUCGCUGUGGGUUUAUACUAUAUAUUAAGUUUGUGCUUUGUAGGUAACAGUUUUUUAAGCUGCUUGGAUAAAGGUAAACCAGGUUUGAUGGGCAUGAAAUCGCAUCAAGUUGGCUUAAGGCAGGAGAUUUUCUGGACAUCUUGCAUUUUUAUAAUAAAAUAUCACAUUGUUAACUGGUGAUUGUUUUACAAAUUAGUGAUUUAUGUUCACUGCAACUUGUUCCAUAUUUUUGUUCUGAAAAAUGUUUUCAUUAUACUAAAAAUUUAAAAUUAGGUAGAUUCAAUGUAAAAUUUGUCCGUAGAGUAAAUCCUAUAUAAAGACUGUUUGUCUAAAUAAUUCUAAAUAUACAUUAAUCUAAAAUGAUAGCAAUAAUUCAGUGUUUUCAAAUGCUAAUUUUAUUUUAAUUGGGAUGUUAGAUACAUUUUUCAUGUAUGUAAUAUACUUUACUACAAGAACCAUUAAUGAAUUUUUCUCUUAACAGCAACAGUUUUUAUGAAUUAUUUACUUACCAAAUUUUUUCGAAUACAUUUCUCAAAAUUGGUUCAAUACAACCAAAUGAAUUUUUUAAUGUCUCUUUAAUCAAUUAAUAGCUUUCAAAAUUUAAUAGUAAAUAUAAUUUAAUAAAUGAGAGAUUUUGUUAAAUGCUUGAUUUCUAAAAACAAAAAAUUCCAAGUUAUCUGAUCUUGUUCCUCAAUUAAUCGUAUGAUUAUAUUUAAAAAAAAUUUGAAACUGUUUAUUAAUUAAGAUCUUUUGGUAAAUAAGAUAAUCCGUAGUUUUCUUCAUAUAUAUAUAUAUAUAUAUAUAUAUAUAUAUAUAUAUAUAUAUAUAUAUAUAUAUAUAUAUAUAUAUUAAAUUACGUGAGAGGAAAGUUCAUUAUGUGAAUGUUAAAUAUCUUGUAGAUUAAUCGCUAAAACAAUCAAUUUCGGUGUGAUAUUUGGUUUAAAAGUUUGAUAAAUAUGAAAGUGGACACAUUUUAAGCAAAAUUGUCCACUAUCAUUAUGAUAUCCCAUUAAAGUGUUAUUUUAAAAAAAUACAGGUGUACAAUCGAAGUAUGUGUAACUGUAAUUGUACUUAAUUUUUUUAUACUGCUCAAAAUUAUAUAAAUAUGCGCCUAAUUCUUGUAAUUAUGUAAGCUAGUUGAUAUAAGUGAUAUUUUUUAUAUUAAAAAACAAAACCAACAUUAAAUAAUAUGGCCUAAAAACCAGUGAAUGUCAUGGGCCUAUUAUUAGUUUUGAAUCAAAGAAAUAUUUUGAAAAUCACAUCUUUUGUACGGCUCGUUAUUUCACAAAAUAAAAUUUUUAAAAACCUUAAUUUUUUAGUUUAGUAGUGUAUGGAAAUCACUCUUAAAAUAUUUGUUAGUUCCACAAAUGUUAAGAUAGCCUUUAAUUGAUGAAGAGGGACAAAUAUGAACUUUUUGAAUAUGCAAAUAAUUCUUAAGGAGUGAUCUACUCUCACUAAAUGACAAAUAUUUGCCAAAGACAUGAGUAGUGAGACUUAGAUUUCAUGCUUGAUGUAAUUAUAUAAAUACAAACUAAUAAUAAACUAACAGAAUAAAAAAAAUCGAAUUGUGCACCUUGCCUAAGUUCUGAAAUGAAUUUUGUAUUAGUAAAAAUUAUGAUAUUUUCCAUUAACAAAUAAAUAUUUCUAAUACAAUUAACUUUCAUAAUUUUAUCUGCACAAAAUUGAAUUUUUUAUUAUCACUAAAUUUGAAAUAAAUAAUAUAUAAAAAAUUAAUAUUAACAGAAACAUUCACUGGGUUUUGUUUAAAAUAUCACUUAUGUCUGUUUUAAACGAUUCUUUUGAUAUAUAAUAUUUAUAGGUGAAAUAAUUAUUGACUGAAUGUAUUAAGGAAUUAUGUGCAGAUAUUUGUUUUCUAACAAUUAUUCAUAUACAUUCCAAUACUUUGUAUAUUUAUCCCUAAUUACUAAUAUAACUAUUGUUUUAGUAUAUUAUAAAAUCAAUGCAUAUUUAACUAUCCGUUUUGUUAAUAAAAGUUUUAUGUUCAUAUACUUAGAAAACAAUAUUCAUAUUCCAAACUAUUUGAAUUCUGUAAUGCGUUAACAAUUUUUAGUUAAUAUUAACAGUAAAUAAUUGAUGAUAAAAAGAAAUGGUAACACCAUAGAAGUGUUGAUUUAACGACACACACAUUAAGAAAAACAAAAAAUUUAACUUAUUUCAGUAUAAGGUUGUUAAAUGGGUUUUUUUUUUGUAAUAUGAAUAGCAACAAGAAUUUAAUUUACUGUAACAGAAGUAAUGAUUGAGAAGAAAAAUUCCAGUUUGAACUAUAUCUGCCUGACGACAAUUAUAAUAUCCCAAAUAAAAAACUUCGACUAUACUUAAAAUAAGUAUCAAUUUGUUACCUUACGAAGAGCGAAGAGCAAACUAAUUUUAUUCUUAUAAAAUUAUUUGCUGGUGCUAUUUACAAUUUUUUUUGUGAAAUCAACGCCUAGCCUUGAAUCACCAUAAUUGUCUGUUGGUGUAGUGGUAGUGUAAACAAUGUGCUCAGUGUGAAUAUCACCAACAGUUCCAGAAAUUCCAACUUAAUUCGGCGUAUACCACAACCUUGAUGCUAAUAUAUGAUGGAGAUGGAUCCUCGACAGAUCAGUACCUUCUUGACAGAAGGUGAAGUCUAGAGGCUCAGUACUUCAUUAGACCGAACGAGGAGUCCUCAACAAACUCCUUAAUUGGGCUUGGUCGGUUUAGAUUCAUCAGUUGUUACAACUAUCAUUUGGCAUCGUAGACGAAUCGUUAAUGGAUGGAACAUUGUUAGAAGUUAUUAGGAUUUUUUUAAACAUUUCUAUUGGUGCAGAAAACCGUGUAAAUUUUUCAUGUUUGUGUUGAGAUGUCAUCUGCAUCCGCAUGUUAUUGACAUAACAGAACAGAUACGUUUUUUCCUAUUUUUUUCCUAUGAAUAUGCAUUGAUUAAAUCUUGUUGCAGUUUUCAAAGUAACUAGAAACUCUUUUAUUAUGCAUGAUUUAUUCAGAAAUGUCUGUAUUGAAAACGGCAUUCAGUAUCUAUUUUUUGUCUAUAGAUUUCCCUUUAAUAAUGCCAAUAAAUAUUGUACAUAGUUAAUAAUUAGUUGAUUAUUUAUUGACAAUAUUUAAGAAAUAUCAAACUGGAUAGUAUUUGGACAAUUUAAAAAAUCUUUUAAACUGAUACAUAUUUUUAUUUAAACUACCUGCAAGUUUCUUAAUUGAAAAUGCAAUUUUGUAACAAUAGUAAAAAGUUAUUCUUAUGCUAAAAUAACUGAAAACUAUCAUUCAUCACAUCACAUCACAUUUUGGAUUAACAAAAAAAUAUAACUUCACAGAUGUAAAUGGAAAUAAAAUUUUAUUGAUAGUUCUAAAGAAUACUUCGCUUAUUUUUGAUAUUCUUGAAUCUUGAAAUAUUAGUAAUUGAAUAACUCGUUUGUUAACAACCUUCUAAUUAUGAUAUAUGAAUAUUCAAUUAAAAAGUAGAAUACCCAACCAGAUAAUGAAUUUUAUUUUAAGAAUUGACGGACAUUUUUAUAAAUUGAUACAAACUAGUUAUAACCACAACAUUGUAUUAGAAUAAUUGUUGAUAGGUUCAAAAAUUGGAUUGUCCUUUACAUUUUUUGAACUGUAUGCCUUUUUCGAUAAUGAUGUCUCUAAAAAGAUAGUUUAGAUCCAUCAAAGUUUUUUAUAAACAUUUCAUUUUCUAUUGCUCUUAUAAGUCAGUGUAAAAUUGUAAUAUAUUUGUAAAAUAUAAGAAUAUUCAUUAUAAAACAAAUAAAUAGCUUA
This is a messenger RNA of Diorhabda sublineata, 9273 nucleotides long. It is a transcript of the gene Eph, whose product is annotated as ephrin type-B receptor 1-B. Gene Ontology annotation, biological process: cell surface receptor protein tyrosine kinase signaling pathway; protein phosphorylation; axon guidance. NCBI's taxonomy places the organism in Eukaryota, Metazoa, Arthropoda, Insecta, Coleoptera, Chrysomelidae. Gene Ontology annotation, cellular component: plasma membrane; neuron projection. The record is from RefSeq and is a predicted model, not a curated record. The coding region runs from base 440 to 3493 and encodes 1017 amino acids. Gene Ontology annotation, molecular function: ATP binding; protein binding; transmembrane-ephrin receptor activity. The transcript is spliced from 19 exons.